This is a messenger RNA of Ziziphus jujuba (common jujube), 2080 nucleotides long. RefSeq lists its product as uncharacterized. Lineage: Eukaryota; Viridiplantae; Streptophyta; Magnoliopsida; Rosales; Rhamnaceae. The record is from RefSeq and is a predicted model, not a curated record. Bases 165 to 1847 code for a protein of 560 amino acids. The transcript has 4 exons.
AGCACCACCACAUCCUUAUCUAAUUAGGCAAUUGCCAUUGACCGCCAUGAACUUAGUGCCUACUAUUUAAGCAAUCUUCCAAAUUCAUUUGCCCUUUCCCUACAUCUAAAUCUCUGGGGUUGGUAACAACUCUGCACUUGCCAAAAAAAAAAAAAAAUAGUAAGAUGAGAGGCUUAGAGUCGUGGAAGAAGACCCAUAGGGUACUACUUCCAAAAGAAAUCCAAAAGGAGGAUUUGAACCUUUGGAAUCACAUCUACACAUGGUGUCGAGACAAUACGAAUCGCCAUGGGAUAUAUGAUGGUGAUGGAAAGGUGAUUCAACUGAAUAUCACUCGACCAGCAGGCUUUAUGACUCAUGAAAUAUGUUCAACAUGUGGUAAUCAUGAUCAACUAAGGCCAGCGCAAGGUGAAGGUUUGGUCGUCUCAACCUCUCUUGAUGAUUUUCUUUCAGGUGGAAACAUCUAUCUCUUCGAAUAUGGUGUUGAUCUAGCUCACUUCGGCUUUACCAAACUUUGGGAGGAUACCUGUACCCUUGCAUCUUCCGAUCCACCUCAAGUUGUUGAAGAGCGUGCGUCUUUCCUCCUCAAUGAUGGUUCUUCUGCUGACCACUACCGUUACAUAGACAAUGGUAAAGACUUUGCAAUAUAUUGCAAAACAGGGUUGGUACUGAUAGAUAGAAUUGAUUUCAGAAGAAGUAGGCAAACAGCAUUUUUCUUGGCCAUUACUGCUGUAGCUUUCUUCGAUUAUGAACAGAAACUUAUGCUUGCUGCUACUUUUUGGGGUCUUUUCGGUAGAUAUGUGGGCAUAUACUGUAUUUGUAGAUUUGCUUUUGAUAUCGGAGCUCAUACUAAUGUUAUCAAAGUUGAUCAAGCAGGGAGUUUGCCUCAAGUUGAGAUAUUUUCUGGUACUGAUUGGGACAAAUGCACUCUUGAAUCUUUAGUUGACACGUUUUUACUAAUUUCGAUUCUUGCAUUCGCUUUAUGUUUGCUGUCAACGAAGUGGUCUGAGCCUCUUCAAGCGUGGUCUGACACUCUUAGAGUGGUCUGGAGUCUGCCAUACAUCACGUUUUUCUACUGGGCAGUAUUACAGAGGAGGCUGCUUUCGAACAAGAUACAGAAGGGACAACUGAAGCGUGGGGAUCACAUCUACACCUAUAGGCGCGGCCAUUCCUACUCCCAUCAUGGGAUAUAUGUGGGCAAUGGAAAGGUGAUCCACCUUAUUCGAGGAGAAGCUUCUAUUAGUGGUGGUGGCCAACCAACUCAGAAUCAUGUGGAAUCUUGCUGCAUAAAUUGUUUUCUGGCUGGUGGGGAACUCUGUCUUUAUAAAUAUGGUGUUAAUAUUGCUUUCUUUAUGGCCAAAACUCGAGGGGGUACCUGUACACAUGUCUUUGCUGCUCCAACUGAAGAUGUCGUGCAACGUGCAGAACACCUCCUUGGGCUUAGAGGAUUUGGUGCCUACAACCUUUUCAACAACAACUGUGAAGAUUUUGCAGUAUAUUGCAAAACUGGCUUGUUUUCAACCAUUGACUUCGUUAGUCAUGGCACCAACGGGCAGAUAGCAUCCUUUGUAGCUAUCUUUAUAGCUUUCGUUUUUUUAAAAUCACUUAUAAUACCGACUAGUAAUUUUAUUGAUGUGGCUGCUGCAGUUUAUUUCAUUUACUCUGUGAUGAGAUAUACAGCUGAUUGGGGCACAGAAGUUACACCUCAGAACUUGGUGGCUGCUAUUCAAAGUAGAACAAGAAAUUCUCGCUUCUGGAUGAGAUGUUUCUUUAAAUUUUCUGUUUUCUUGGUGAUUAUUGUUUACAGUGUAGGGGUGGGCAUGGAUUGGGUUGGUUCGGUUUUGGACUGAAAUACAACCCAAUCCAUACAUAUCGGUUUUUCUAAUUUACAAUCCAAACCAAACUAUUGAAGCAUUAAAUCCAAACCAAACCAAACCAUUUAUGAUCGGUUUGGUUUGGAUUGGUUGAUCGGUUUGAAACUUACUAAUUUAUAAAUAUAUAAUACAAAUAAAAAAAUUUUCAAAUAUAAAAUAUAAAUAAUAAAUUAUAAUUAUCUAAACAUAAAAUAAAAUUAGAAUAAUAU